Vicugna pacos (alpaca) is the source of this 2066-nucleotide messenger RNA. It is a transcript of the gene RNF34, whose product is annotated as ring finger protein 34. Gene Ontology annotation, biological process: proteasome-mediated ubiquitin-dependent protein catabolic process; protein K48-linked ubiquitination; negative regulation of extrinsic apoptotic signaling pathway via death domain receptors. Gene Ontology annotation, cellular component: cytoplasm; plasma membrane. The record is from RefSeq and is a predicted model, not a curated record. Gene Ontology annotation, molecular function: ubiquitin protein ligase activity. Lineage: Eukaryota; Metazoa; Chordata; Mammalia; Artiodactyla; Camelidae.
CCCGGGGGCGCGCGGCAGGCGUGACCACGCCCCUUACGUCCGGACGCUAGGUCGCCUCGGGCGGCCCUGUAAUCGCCGCCCAGAAAGAAGGAGGGCGGCUGUGCAAGGAGCUGCUAUGGUGCUGAGUUCCCGGGCAGAGCCGACCCGGACGCGGCGGUCGCGGCCAUGAAGGCGGGUGCCACGUCUAUGUGGGCUUCGUGCUGUGGGCUGCUGAAUGAAGUCAUGGGGACCGGAGCUGUCAGGGGCCAGCAGUCAGGAUUUGCAGGAGGUACCGGUCCAUUCAGAUUUACACCAAACUCUGAUUUUUCUGCUUACCCACCAGCACCUACAGAAGGGCCUAAUAUAGUUUGCAAAGCCUGUGGACUUUCAUUUUCAGUCUUUAGAAAGAAGCAUGUAUGUAGUGACUGCAAGAAAGAUUUUUGCUCCGUUUGUUCGGUCCUUCAAGAAAAUCUCCGUAGAUGUUCCACUUGUCACUUAUUACAAGAGACGGCCUUUCAGCGCCCUCAGUUAAUGCGGCUCAAAGUGAAGGAUCUGCGGCAGUAUCUCAUUCUUAGAAACAUACCAACAGAUACGUGUCGGGAGAAAGAAGACUUGGUAGAUCUAGUACUGUGCCAUCGUGGGCUGGGCUCCGAGGACGACCUGGACACGAGCAGUCUGAAUUCCUCCAGGUCCCAGACCUCGAGCUUUUUCACGCAUUCACUUUUUUCAAACUACACAGCCCCAUCAGCUACUGUGUCUUCGUUUCAGGGAGAGCUUAUGGGUGGAGACCGGACCUUCGGAUCUGGAGCGCUGGGACAGGUGCAAAGUGAAGUAGCCUCAGCAAACACAGAAGAUGAAGAUGAUGACGAUGACGAGGAUGAUGACGAGGAUGAUGAUGAUGAAGACAACCUGGAGGAGCAGACACCUGGCCUGGCUAAGAAGAGAGUGAGAGCUUCUCUGUCUGACCUGUCAAGCCUGGAAGACGUGGAAGGGAUGAGCGUGCGCCAGCUGAAGGAGAUCCUGGCUCGGAAUUUUGUCAACUAUUCUGGCUGUUGUGAAAAAUGGGAGCUGGUGGAGAAAGUAAACCGGUUAUACAAAGAGAAUGAAGAAAACCAGAAGUCAUAUGGUGAGCGGCUGCAGCUGCAGGACGACGAGGACGACAGCCUGUGCCGGAUCUGCAUGGACGCCGUCAUCGACUGCGUCCUGCUCGAGUGCGGGCACAUGGUCACCUGCACCAAGUGUGGCAAGCGCAUGAGCGAGUGUCCCAUCUGCCGGCAGUACGUGGUGCGCGCCGUGCACGUGUUCAAGUCCUGAGGCCCAGGCUCCCCCGCCGGGCACUCGCCCCCAAGCUCCCACCCAGACAUUUCAAUGCACGGAAGGGACUAGAAACUUACUGUUCAGAAGCCGAAGCUAUUUUAAAAUUAUUUUCAUUACUAUCGGGAGAUGGAAAGAUUCAUCCUAAGUUGCGGCAGCUUUGGCCCACGCCACGCGCCUGUCGGCCCGAGGACAGGCCGAGUCUCCCAGGCCCUGCCGGGCCUCCUCACGUCUGUGAUCACUGGUUGCAGAAGUCAGACUGCUUAGUGGCAUCAGCUACUGCUCUUUGGAGGACACUGAUCCUGUUCUCUUAUUUCUCCUUCAUCCUAUUUUUAACUUAAACUACUCAGAUGUUUGAAACUUCUGCUCUCUUUGGAUGAGAUCACUGUCUGCAAGUGGCCGACACGGUACACGCUGAGCAGUGGCACCUCUGAAUGUUCAUUUUAUUAGUCAUGUGUAUUUUAAAUGCUACUAUUUGAUGAAUGUAAGUUUCCACAUUGUUGCUAUUUCUGCGUUUAAACGUAAUUGGGAACAACUGACAUUCUAUAGUCAACUGCCAGGGCCUUAGACUAAACAUGUCCAUUUCUGUUCAGGUACAGCUUUUUAUAGCAAGGGCUGCAUCUAGCUUCUUUCAUUAGACAAGUGUGUGUGUCACAUUCUUUAUUGACGUGUAAUCAGUUUACACUGUUUUGUAUAGUGAAAGUGUAUUUUCAGUGCUACCCGCUAGCUAAUUUGAACUUUAGGAAUAAAAUUAGAUUUUAAAAAAUGCUUUU